AGGAUAAGAGUAAAGAGGGAGAAUAUCUAACAAAAUCUAAGAGAGAGCGAGUGUCGGAAGAGAUACACAGGGCUGGCAAGUAGAUCUCAAGCGAGAAUUCAGUGAAGCCAAUUGCAAGAGAACAUUUGAACCAUGGCAGAUUGGUUUAAGAAGACCAUACUUUCUAGCAAUGCCCUUCAAGAGUAUGUCUUAGAGACAAGUGCUUAUCCUAAAGAGCACCAGCAAUUGAUGGAAAUAAGAGAGGCCACCAUCGACAAGUAUAAGGAGUGGAGCAUGAUGAAUGUGGCUGCUGAUGAAGGGCAGUUCCUCUCUGUGCUUCUAAAGAUCAUAAAUGGCAAGAAAACCAUGGGAAUUGGAGUUUUCACAGGCUAUUCCCUUCUUACUACUGCCCUUGCGUUGCCUGAGGAUGGCAAGAUAGUAGCUAUUGAUCCGGAUAAAGAAGCUUAUGAGGUUGGACUACCGUUCAUUAAGAAAGCUGGAAUUGAGCACAAGAUUAACUACAUCCCAUCAGAUGCCUUUCCACUUCUAAACGAUCUUAUUUACUGCGUCAGCGCUGUCUUGACAUACGCAAUUAAUGACCAAAGUUCCAGAAAGCAUACUAGUAGUUGUAGCUUUCAUUGCUUGCACGGUGAAGAAGAUACCUUUGAUUUCAUAUAUGUGGACGCUUCCGAGAACGAUUGCCUGAAAUUUCAUGAGCUAGCACUGAAAUUGGUCAAGAUCGGAGGAAUUAUAGCUGAUGACAACACCCUAUUUUUGGGUUCGGUUGCAAAAUCAGACAAGGAAAUCAUGGAGGAGCCUAUUAGGAAACUCAGAAACUUCGUGAUCGAAUUCAAUAGGUUCAUAACAGCUGAUCCUCGUGUUGAAUCAUCUCUUCUUUCCAUUGGUGAUGGUCUUACUCUCUGCAGGCGUCUCUACUAGCAAAACUCGGUCAAUGUGGGCUAUUCCACUCUGGUGCAACAUACAGUUUGAAACAAUAAUAAUGUUGCACAUAGAACGUUGAGUUUGACAUGGUAGCAUGCCCUGCCAAAUCUAUGGAUUGUUGGGUUUUCUGUUGCAUUGUGGAUAUAUUUGAUUGGAGCAACUUUGGUUUAAAAAGUUAUUGGUGAUUAACAUUUUACUUGAUAAAAGAGUUUGGGGUUUCCUGAGUGCUUAUAGAUAUGUGUUAAUGUUUUUGAGUUGUAUCUAGAGAAGUUAUGUAAAAUUAUGAGAAAAAUUGAUAAUUAUGAUUUUGAAAAUUUGUUUG
Theobroma cacao (cacao) is the source of this 1243-nucleotide messenger RNA. RefSeq names its product flavonoid 3',5'-methyltransferase-like. NCBI's taxonomy places the organism in Eukaryota, Viridiplantae, Streptophyta, Magnoliopsida, Malvales, Malvaceae. Gene Ontology annotation, molecular function: S-adenosylmethionine-dependent methyltransferase activity; O-methyltransferase activity. The record is from RefSeq and is a predicted model, not a curated record.